AUGACAACAGAGGAAGAAGGGAACUGGGAUUUGGCUAAGCUCAGCACUGGCCAGAGAGAAGUAACAGUUCAGAAAGGACCACUGUUUAGAGCUGAAGGUUACUCUAUCAGCAUUGCCUGCAAUGUAACUGGUCACAAGGGCCCUUCGGAACAGCACUUCCAGUGGUCUAUUUACCUGCCCACAGCCCCACAACAAGAAGUCCAGAUUGUUAGCACCAAGGAUAGAAGCUUUUCCUAUGCAUUGUAUGCAAAGCGUGUGCAAAGUGGGGAAAUCUAUGUGGAGAGGGUCCAGGGCAACUCAGUCUUGUUGCACAUCUCAAAGCUCCGGAAGGAGGAUGCUGGCGAGUAUGAGUGUCACACACCGAACACAGAUGGAACAUACUUUGGGAGCUACAGUGCAAAGACUAAUCUAACUGUUAUUCCAGAUACUCUCUCUGCCACCAUGAAGCCCCAGGUUCUGAAUAAGGAUGAAGGUGAGCCAUUAAAACUUACCUGCGAAGCAUUCAAAGACACAGCUCAACAUACUCACCUCUCUGUCACCUGGUACAUGAUACAGGAAGGAGGAAGAAGCCAAGCCACCAAGAUUAUUAGCCUCUCCAAAGAUUUCAUGCUACUCCCUGGGCCCUCUUACACAGAGAGGUUUGCAGCAGGUGAUGUGCAGCUCGAUAGACUUGGGGUCACUAAUUUCAGACUGUCCAUAGGGAGUUUGCAGCCCUCAGACCAAGGCCAGCUGUUCUGUGAAGCAAUUGAAUGGAUUCAGGAUCCAGAUGAAACCUGGACUUUUAUCACUAAAAAGCAGACAGAUCAAACAACGCUGAAGGUCCAGUCUGAAGAGAGAGAUUUUCGAGUCAAUAUGACAGCUGAAAGCACGUAUGCUGAAGGGAAGCCCUUGGAAUUGGUCUGCAUGGUGCUGGGCAGCAGCCGGGACUCCCGGCUUCAGGGCGUUUGGUUCUUCAAUGACAAGGAAAUUGGCAGCAUUGAUGCUGAUGGGGUACUGAACCUGAAGAAAGACUACAAAGAAAGAGCGAGUCAAGGACAGCUACAUGUUUCAAAGUUAAGCCCCAAGACUUUCUCUUUCAAGAUGUUCUCUGUAGGCCCAGAGGAUGAAGGUGUCUAUAGAUGUGUAGUGGCGGAGGUGGCGAGAACCCAGGGGGGCUCCUGGCAGGUUCUGCAGAGUAAGCCAUCACCAGACAACCAUGUACACCUGAGGAUGCCCACAGCAAGAAGUGUGGCCAUGUCUACCAAGAACAAGCAGCAGUCAGUGUGGGAAGGAGAGGUGCUAACCCUCAUCUGUAAGGCAGGUGGAGAUGAAAGUCCUCUAUCAGUGAAAUGGUGGCACUUCCCACAGGACCAAACACAGCCAGAGUUCAUGGCUGGCAUGGGCCAUGAUGGCACCGUGCAGUUGGGUUCCUCCUAUGGGAGACCCAAUAACCAUGGCAACAUAAGGCUGGAGAAGGUGGACUGGGCUUCCUUCCAGCUGGACAUCCCCUCCACGGCCAUCACUGACAGCGGGACUUACCAGUGUGAAGUGUCUGAGAUGAUUCCGAAACAGGCCAGAGAGCUGAGCUGGACUCAGAAGAUUUCGGUCACUGUAAAAUCUCUGGAAUCAAGUUUACAGGUUACUCUGAUGAGCCGUCAACCACAAGUGCAAUUAGCCGACACCUUUGACCUGUCUUGCAUAGUGAGUGCUGACUACUCUGAUCUCAUGGUACCACUCACUGUGAUCUGGCAGUUCCAGCCAGCCGGGUCUCAAGUCUUUCAUCAGCUUAUUAGAAUCGCCCAUAAUGGUGCCAUUGAAUGGGGGAGCUUCCUCUCCCAGUUCCAAAAGAAGACAAAGGUUUCACGGUCUCCAUUCCGUUCUCAACUCCUCAUCCAUGAUGCCACAGAGGAAGAGUCAGGAGUGUACCAAUGUAAAGUGGAAGUUUAUGACAGAAAUUCCCUACUCACAAACAGCUCUGCAAAGGCUGCCGCCAUCUCUCAUCCAUUGAGAAUAGCCAUCACUUUACCAAAGAGCACACUAACAGUGAAUUUGAGCAAUCAAGUCCAAGAGCUCUCCAUCAACAGCAACACUGAGAUAGAAUGUAGUAUCUUAUCCCUGUCCACAAGAAAACUUCAGUUAGCAGUUAUUUGGUAUUUUUCCCCACUUUCCACUAAUGCAUCCUGGCUGAAGAUCCUGGAAAUGGACCAAACCAAUGUCAUAAAAUAUGGGGAUGGAUUCCAUACCCCAGGGAGAAAACAAAAAUUUCACACCGAGAAAAUUUCUCAGAACUUGUUUCAGCUGCACAUUCUAAAUGUGGAAGCUGGAGAUCAGGGCAAAUAUCACUGUGCUGUGGAGGAAUGGCUCUUGUUGACAAAUGGCACUUGGUACAAGCUUGGAGGAAAGAAGUCAGGACCAACAGAAUUGAAACUCAAGCCCAGAGGAAGUAAGCUGCAUGUCUCCAAAGUGGACUGGACAAAAAACGUUACUGAACAUGAGGAAGUGGUCAUCCGCUGCAGUCUGGAGACUUCAGGCAGCUCAGCUUCCUUGUUCUCAGUCAUGUGGUAUUGGAACAGAGAAGGUUCUACAAGUAAAAUGCUGGUGCAUUUGCAGCAUGAUGGCAUGCUGGAAUAUGGUGAUGAGGGGCUCAGAAACCACCUACACUGUUACCGGUCGUCCCCUACAGACUUUGUCCUGAAACUUCAUCGGGUGGAGAUAAAAGAUGCUGGAAUGUACUGGUGCAGGGUGGCAGAAUGGCAACUAUAUGGAAACCAAAACAAGUGGGUCAACCAAACAUCAGAUGAAUCACAGCACAUGACGCUCACUGUGAUACCUUCAGAGCUUACAUUUCCUUCCAGGAUCUGCUCAUCAGCGCCUUUACUUUACUUCCUGUUUAUCUGCCCCUUGGUGAUGUUCCUUCUUCUACUCAUUUCCCUCCUCAGUUUAUACUGGAAGAGCAGGAAGUUAUCAACUCUGACUUUAAAUGCACGUAAAGAUAAGUCUCUCUGGGUGGACUUGAAAGGAACUGAAAAAAUGACCAUAGACGGGAAUGAAGAGGAAGAUGAAGAGGAAGGCAACUGA
This is a messenger RNA of Chrysochloris asiatica (Cape golden mole), 3057 nucleotides long. RefSeq names its product CD101 molecule (gene CD101). The transcript is spliced from 9 exons. The record is from RefSeq and is a predicted model, not a curated record. Bases 1 to 3057 code for a protein of 1018 amino acids. NCBI's taxonomy places the organism in Eukaryota, Metazoa, Chordata, Mammalia, Afrosoricida, Chrysochloridae.